CCGCGUGUGGCGAGCGAGUAGGCAGGCGCAAGUCGCGCGCUUAACCGCCGCCGGGGCCUCGCUUCUCCUUCGCCUCCCUUCCGUCCGUCCGUUUCCCCGUCCCUCAGCCAUGCUGGCCGCCGCCCGGCUCCUCCGCAGCUGCGCCGCCCCCGCCCUGCGCGGCCUGGCCCUGAGGACGCCCGCUGCGGCAGUACUACCUCUGCGUUGCUAUGCUCACAAAGCAGAGAUUACAGAUGAAGAACUUGAUGCUCGCUGGGUGAUGUUCUUCAACAAACCAGAUAUUGAUGACUGGGAACUCAGGAAAGGUAUUAACACCUUAGUCGACGCAGACAUGGUUCCUGAACCAAAAAUUAUUGAUGCGGCUUUGAGGGCCUGCAGGCGGCUAAAUGACUUCGCUACCACAAUCCGCAUCUUGGAAAUGGUAAAGUACAAAGCAGGCAAAUACAAGGAGAUAUAUCCUUACGUUAUCCAGGAACUUAGACCAACUUUGAAUGAAUUGGGAAUUUCAACUCCAGAAGAACUUGAAAUGGACAAAGCGUAAACUUAAAUACGGACUUCCCAUGAAUAUACUGUUAAGGUUCUGUGACUGUACAACAAUUAUCUGGAUAUAGACAUUAUAAUUACUUAUUUGAAAUCACUUCUUCCUUUUAUUGAGUCCUGGAUAUGUAUUGUGAAGUUGACCUAAUAAAGAGGAAAUGGUUUGAAUUGA
Molecule: messenger RNA, 709 nt
Organism: Protobothrops mucrosquamatus (brown spotted pit viper)
Lineage: Eukaryota; Metazoa; Chordata; Lepidosauria; Squamata; Viperidae
Product: cytochrome c oxidase subunit 5A, mitochondrial
Exons: 5
Coding region: 110-541 (143 amino acids)
Biological process (GO): mitochondrial electron transport, cytochrome c to oxygen
Cellular component (GO): mitochondrial inner membrane
Source: RefSeq, a predicted model, not a curated record